Messenger RNA from Chrysochloris asiatica (Cape golden mole), 3069 nucleotides. RefSeq names its product elastin microfibril interfacer 1 (gene EMILIN1). The record is from RefSeq and is a predicted model, not a curated record. The transcript is spliced from 8 exons. Lineage: Eukaryota; Metazoa; Chordata; Mammalia; Afrosoricida; Chrysochloridae. Gene Ontology annotation, molecular function: protein binding; extracellular matrix constituent conferring elasticity. Bases 1 to 3051 code for a protein of 1016 amino acids.
AUGGCCCCCAGUGCCCUCUGGAGCUGCUACCUCUGCUGCCUGCUGACUGCCUCCGCUGGGGCAGCUAGCUAUCCUCCUCGUGGUUAUAGCCUCUAUACAGGGGGCGGUGGAGCCCUCAGCCCUGGGGGGCCCCAAGCCCAGAGCGCACUGCGGCCCGCAAGCCGACACAGGAACUGGUGUGCCUAUGUGGUGACCCGAACAGUGAGCUGUGUCCUUGAGGAUGGAGUGGAGACCUUCGUUAAGCCUGAUUACCAACCAUGUGGCUGGGGCCAACCCCAAUGUCCCCGAAGCAUCAUGUACCGCAGCUUCCUCCGCCCGCGCUACCGUGUGGCCUACAAGACAGUGACGGAUAUGGAGUGGCGAUGCUGUCAGGGUUAUGGAGGGGAUGACUGUGGUGAGGGUCCUGCCCCAGCGCUGGGCCCUGCAUCUACCACACCACGCCCUCGGCCCCGGCCUGCCCGCCCCAACCUAUCUGGCUCCAGUGCAGGCAGCCACCUCAGUGGGCUAGGGGGAGAAGGUCUUCGGGAGUCAGAAAAGGUGCAGCAGCUGGAGGAGCAGGUGCAGAGCCUGACAAAGGAGCUGCAAGGCCUUCGGGGGGUCCUGCAGGGACUGAAUGGGCGCCUGGCAGAAGAUGUCCAGAAGGCUGUGGAGACGGCUUUUAAUGGAAGGCAGCAGCCAGCAGAUGCAGCUGCCCGCCCUGGUGUGCACGAAACCCUCAGUGAGAUCCAGCACCAGCUGCAGCUCCUAGACAACCGUGUCUCCACUCAUGACCAAGAGCUGGGUCACCUCAACAAUCAUCAUGGCAGUGGCAGCUCCAGCAGCAGCACCGUGGACUCAACCCCUGCCCCUCCUGGCCACAGUGAGGAGCUGCUUCGGGAGCUGGAGCGGCGUAUGCAGGAAUCCUGCUCAGUGUGCCUGUCGGGGCUUGACAGCUUCGGCCGGCAGCAGCAGGAAGAUAGGGAGCGGCUGCGAGCCCUAGAGAAGCUGCUGGCCUCAGUGGAAGAGCGGCAGCGGCAGUUGAGUGGGCAGGCCCUAGGCCGAAGACCCCCUCAGGAAUGCUGUCCCCCUGAGCUGGGCCGGCGACUAGCAGAGCUGGAGCGGAGAUUGGAUGUUGUGGCCGGCUCGGUGACAGUGCUGAGUGGCCGGCGAGGCACUGAGCUCGGAGGAGCAGCCGGGCAGGGGGGCCACCCCCCAGGCUACACCAGUUUAGCCUCUCGCCUUUCUCGUCUGGAGAACCGACUCAACACCACCCUGGGCCCCUCAGAGGAUCAGGAGGGGGGUUGGCCCGGGGGCCCUGGGUGGUUGGGCCACUGGCUGCCUUCUGCCCGAGGCCGACUAGAGAAGCUGGAAGGGCUGCUGGCCAAUGUAAGCAGGGACUUGGGUGGACGACUAGGUUUGCUGGAAGAGCAGGUGACAGGGGCUGUGCAGGCAUGUGGGCAGCUCUGUUCUGGAGCCUCUGGGGAGCAGGACUCCCAGGUCAGCAAGAUCCUCAGUGCCUUGGAGCGCAGGGUGGUAGACAGUGAGGGGCAGCUGCGACUGGUAGGCUCUGGCCUACACAAGGUGGAAGCAGCUGGGGAGGCCAGGCAGGCCACAAUGGAGGGACUUCAAGGGGCUGUGGGUAGGCUCCAGGAUCGAAUAGAUGCCCAGGACUUGAUGGCUGCAGAGUUCACGCUCCGGUUGAAUCUUACAGCUACAAGGCUGGGCCAGUUGGAGGGCCUGCUGCAGGCACGUGAGGACGAGGGCUGUGGGGCCUGUGGUGGUGUCCAAGAGGAACUGGGCCGCCUUCGGGAUGGUGUGGAGCGUUGCUCCUGCCCCCUACUCCCCCCACGGGGACCUGGGUCAGGCCCAGGUGUUGGGGGCCCAGGCAGAGGUCCACUGGAUGGCUUCAGUGUUUUCGGGGGCAGUUCAGGUUCAGCCUUGCAGGCUCUACAAGGAGAGCUGUCUGAGGUCAUUCUCACCUUUAGUUCCCUCAAUGACUCAUUACAUGAGCUCCAGACCACCGUGGAGGGCCAGGGUGCUGAUUUAGCUGAUCUGGGAGCCACCAAGGACCGCAUCAUCUCUGAAAUUAACAGGCUUCAGCAGGAGGCCACGGAGCAUGCUACGGAGAGUGAGGAGCGCUUCCGAGGCCUGGAGGAAGGACAGCCACAGGCUGGCCAGUGCCCUGGACUAGAGGGAAGGUUGGGCCAUCUUGAGGGAGUCUGUGAGCGCUUGGACACUGUAGCCGGAGGGCUACAGAGCUUACGAGAGGGCCUUUCUAGGCAUGUAGCUGGACUCUGGGAUGGGCUAAGGGAAACCAACAGCACCAGCCAGAUGCAGGCAGCCCUGCUGGAGAAGCUACUGGCAGGGCAGGCUGGCCUGGGUAGACGGCUCGGUGCCCUUAACAGUUCCAUGCUGCUCCUAGAGAACCAGCUGCACCAGUUCAGCAUGAAGGACCUCACUGGUCCAGCAGGUGAAACUGGGCCCCCAGGGCCUCCUGGGGUGCAGGGGCUUCCAGGUCCUGCUGGACCUCCAGGGCCUCCAGGCAAGGAUGGACAAGAGGGGCCUGCUGGACCACCAGGUCCCCAAGGUGAACAGGGUGUAGAGGGGGCACCAGCAAUCUCUGCGCCUCGGGUGGCUUUUUCAGCUGCCCUGAGUUUGCCCCGGUCUGAACCAGGCACCGUCCCCUUUGACAGAGUUCUGCUCAAUGAUGGGGGCUACUAUGAUCCAGAGACAGGCGUGUUCACAGCGCCACUGGCAGGACGCUACUUGCUGAGCGCAGUGCUGACUGGGCACCGGCACGAGAAAGUGGAGGCCGUUCUUUCCCGCUCCAACCUGGGCGUGGCCCGCAUCGACUCCGGUGGCUAUGAGCCUGAGGGCCUGGAGAACAAGCCAGUGGCCGAGAGCCAACCAAGCCCCGGUGCCUUAGGCGUCUUCAGCCUCAUCCUGCCACUGCAGGCCGGGGACACAGUUUGUAUUGAUCUGGUCAUGGGGCAGCUGGCACACUCUGAGGAGCCGCUCACCAUCUUCAGUGGAGCCCUGCUCUAUGGAGACCUGGAGCUGGAACAGGCAUAGACAGAGAGUCGAGCCCAC